Acanthosepion pharaonis is the source of this 951-nucleotide messenger RNA. The record is from the annotation of a GenBank genome assembly. NCBI's taxonomy places the organism in Eukaryota, Metazoa, Mollusca, Cephalopoda, Sepiida, Sepiidae.
AUGAGUGAUAAAGAGAAUGAGACUGUCAAAUCAGAAGACGAGUACCAAGUUCAAGAUGAAAUCGGAAAAAUGAGAAGCAGAUCUGCAUCAAGAGAAUCUAAAGUUUCUGAGAAAUCUCAUCAAUCUGGAUCUCAUAAAUCUGAGGCUUCUAGAUCCUACUCCAGAUCUCCUACACCAAAAUCAGUGGGCUCCCAGAGAUCAGCUUCUCGCUCUCGCUCUCGUUCACGGUCAAGGUCUCGUUCACCUUCCAGGUCCAGAUCUAGGUCUCGGUCCAGAUCUAAGCGUAGACAUAGAAGAUCAUACAGCAGAUCUCGAUCUAGAAGUAGAGGCCGUAGAUAUUAUUCUCGCUCUCGAUCAAGGAGUCCUUAUUCCCAAGGCAGGCGUAGAUACUCCCGGAGUAGGAGCCGAUCCUAUAGCCGUGGGCGAUAUUCCCCCUAUUAUUACAGAGAUGGAUACAAUGACAGACGAAGAGGAUACUAUCGGACUCAUAGCAAAUCCCCAAUGUCUAGCAGACGUCGGCUUGGCGGAAGCAGACUCCGGGAUCAGGAUAACCCAGAACCUUCAAGAUGUCUUGGUGUAUUUGGCUUGAGUUUAUAUACACAAGAAAGGGAUUUAAGAGAAGUGUUCACCAAAUAUGGUCCUGUUGAAGAUGUUCAAGUGGUAUAUGACAGACAAACUGGUAGAUCCCGUGGCUUUGCUUUUGUGUAUUUCCGAGCAACUCAUGAUGCAAUGGAGGCUAAAGAAAGAUGCAAUGGGAUAGAAGUUGAUGGCAGACGAAUUCGAGUUGAUUAUUCAAUCACUGAGAGAGCUCACACUCCAACUCCAGGAAUCUAUCUUGGAAAACCAACAUCAGAAGGCAGAAGCAAACGUUCCCCUUCCCCCUAUUAUCGACGUAGUAGCAGUCGAUAUUCCCGAUCGCGUUCCAGAUCUUACUCUCCACGUCACUAUUGA